Molecule: messenger RNA, 3329 nt
Organism: Antechinus flavipes (yellow-footed antechinus)
Lineage: Eukaryota; Metazoa; Chordata; Mammalia; Dasyuromorphia; Dasyuridae
Gene: IGHMBP2
Product: immunoglobulin mu DNA binding protein 2
Exons: 15
Coding region: 10-2997 (995 amino acids)
Molecular function (GO): ATP hydrolysis activity; zinc ion binding; ATP binding
Source: RefSeq, a predicted model, not a curated record
GCCGGCGUCAUGGAGUCUGUGGAGAGUUUUGUGACCCGCCAGCUGGAGCUGCUGGAGCAGGAGCGCGAGGCGGAGGUGCAGGAGAAGAGGGCCUGGCAGGAGGGCGUGUCCCCCAAGGAGCUGCAGCGCCGCGGCGUGUGCCUGCUGAAGCUGCAGGUGGUGAGCCAGCGCACGGGCCUCUAUGGACGCCUGCUCGUCGUCUUGGAGCCCCGGACGUGGGACCCCGCGGCCGCCCUGCCCUCCAACAGCUUCGGGCCCGGUGACAUCGUGGGGCUCUACGAGAGUGCUCCGGAGUCCUCCCCGCUCGCCACCGGCGUCCUGACGCGCAUCACGCAGCGGGCCGUGACCGUGGCCUUGGACGAAGCCCAGGAGGGGGCGCCGGCCUUGGACCCCGGCGGCCUUUACCGCCUGCUCCGGCUGGCCAACGACGUCACCUACAAGCGACUCAAAAAAGCCCUCCUGGCCCUGAACCAGCACCGCCCGGGCCCGGCCGCGCCCCUCAUGGACGUCCUCCUCUGCGCUUCUGAGCCGAGCAGCCCCGCCCCCCCACAAACGCUGACGUUCUGCAACAGCAACCUGGACGCGUCGCAGAAAGAGGCCGUAGCCUUUGCCCUGGCCCAGAAAGAGCUGGCCAUCAUCCACGGCCCCCCCGGCACCGGAAAGACCACGACCGUGCUGGAGGUGGUGCUGCAGGCUGUGCGCCGGGGUCUGAAGGUCCUGUGCUGCGCCCCUUCCAACGUCGCCGUGGACAACCUGGUGGAGAGGCUGGCGGCGCAGAAGCAGAAGGUCCUCCGCCUCGGGCACCCCGCGCGCCUCCUGGACGCCAUCCAGCAGCACUGCCUCGACGCCGUCCUGGCCCGCAGCGACCAGGCCCAGAUCGUGGCCGAUAUCCGCAAGGACAUUGACCGGGUGAAGGGCAUGAAGACCUUGGACAAGAGGGACAAGAGCUGUGGCCGCAACGAGCUGAAGCUGCUGAGGAAGGAGCUGAGGGAGAGGGAGGAAGCCGCCAUGCUCGGGAGCCUCUCCUGGGCCGACGUCAUCCUGGCCACAAACACGGGUGCCUCCCCCGACGGCCCCCUGAAGCUGCUCCCCGACAACUACUUUGACGUGGUGGUGAUCGACGAGUGCGCCCAGGCCCUGGAGGCCAGCUGUUGGAUCCCCCUGCUGAAGGCCAGGAAGUGCGUCCUGGCCGGAGACCACCAGCAGCUGCCCCCCACCAUCGUGUCCCACCAGGCCGCCAGCGGGGGUCUGGCCCUCAGCCUAAUGGAGCGCCUGAUCGCGAAGCACGGGGACAAGGUGGUGAGGAUGCUAACAGUCCAGUACCGCAUGCACCGGGCCAUCAUGCAGUGGGCCUCGGACGAGCUGUACCACGGACAGCUCACUGCCCACUCCUCUGUGGCCGGCCAUCUUCUGAAGGAUCUGCCGGGGGUCGCGCCCACCGAGGAGACGAGCAUCCCCCUGCUGCUAAUCGACACUGCCGGCUGCGGCCUGUUUGAGCUCGAGGAUGAGGAUGAACAGUCCAGGGGGAACCCAGGUGAGGUCCGCCUUGUUAGUUUGCACGUCCAGGCUUUGGUGGACGCUGGCGUCCGAGUAGGUGACAUGGCUGUCAUCACGCCCUACAACCUGCAGGUGGACCUGCUCAGGCAGCAGCUUUCCCCGAAGUAUCCGGAACUUGAAAUCAAGUCGGUCGACGGCUUCCAGGGAAGAGAGAAGGAGGCGGUCAUCUUGUCCUUUGUGCGAUCCAACCGGAAAGGUGAGGUCGGUUUUCUGGCGGAGGACCGGAGGAUCAACGUGGCGGUCACUCGUGCCCGGCGCCACGUGGCCGUCGUCUGUGACUCUCGGACGAUCGGCAGCGAUGCCUUCUUGAAGAGGCUGGUGGAUUAUUUCACUCUGAGAGGCGAAGUCCGCACGGCCUUCGAGUACCUCGACGACAUCGUCCCUGACAACUACUGCCACGAAGGCCCCCAGAGUGGCCAGGCGGGCAGGAGGCCUGGAGACCCCGCCCGGCCCGGCCCCCGACCUCGCCCGGAAGGCCGGAAGGUCAAGGGAGGCCACAAGUCCGGCAGAAGCGGGACCCCGGGCCAGGCGCCAGAGGGCCCCAGACUCAAUGGCGAGGGCCGGCCUGGGGCCCCCGAGGGUGCCGUGGACUCCUUCAGAACCAGGAUCAUGGACUUUCUGGAGAGCAGCGAGACCCUGCUCGAGUUUCCCGCGUCCCUGAAUUCCCACGACAGGAUGCUGGUCCACCAGCUGGCCGAGGAGCACGGGCUGAAGCACGAGAGCGUCGGCGAAGGGAAGAAGAGGUACAUCUCUGUGCGCAAAAAGGGGGUCCCCGCCGUCCCCGCCCCGACUCCCGCCGCUGCCCCCGCCGCCACGGGGCCGCCUCCAGCAGGCACGGAGAGUGAGAGGCGGGCGCUCCAGUGCCCGGGCCCAGGACGGCCCGGCCUUUCCCCGGGGGAGCAGGACCCCCCCGGCAGCCCCGGGGCCAGUCGCAGUCAGAAGGCCCCUCACAGGCAAAGAGAAGAGACGGGGCAAGCCGGGCCUGGUCAGCGGCCCAGAGAACGCCAAGACCCUGCCGGCUCCGCGGCGCCGAAGGCGUCGGGAAGGAAGAAGGGAAAGGGGAGGAAAGGCCCCACAGGAGGAGACGGCGCAGUUGAGGAAGACUUUGACGCCCUGAUCUCCGCCACCAUCAAAGCCGACAACACCUGUGGGUUCUCUGGGUGCAAAGCCAGCGUGGUGACCCUGGGCCAGCUGUGCCCGCACUGCGCCCACCGCUUCUGCCUCCGCCACCACAUCCCUGAGGUGCACGGGUGUGGCGAGAAGGCCCGAGCACAGGCGCGCCAGAGGAUCAGCAGAGAAGGGGUCCUGUAUGCGGGCAGUGGGACGAAGGCCAAGGGGCCGGACCCUGUGAAGAGGGUCCAUCUCCAGAGGAGGCUGGACCAGAAGCUCGUGGAGCUGAGUAGCCAGAGGAAAAGCAAAAAGAAGGACAAGGACAAGUGAGACGCGGCGCCCCCAGCACCCCUGCUUUGGAGAGAAGGACCUGGGGCCCAGGCCCGGCUUCUGGGCAGUGGGUGCUGGCCCCGACACUCAGGGAAGGGGGGGUGACAAGGCGCAGCCGGACUGGGGAUAGUGAUGUGUGCACACAUGCACGUGCGAGUGUGAGUGUGUGAGCGUGUUUCUGCGUGUCCGCGUGUUUCUGCGUGUCCGCCACAGCAGCCGGCCGGCCUUCGGCACCUUCAGGUUUCUGGGCAUCAUCCUCACUGCUUGGUGGGAGCUGAAGGAGGAGAAACUGCCCCAAGUGAAAGGAACGAAAUAAAUAAAUCUCUAAAACA